CCACCUCCACCCACCGGCACCACCACCGGCACCACCACCGGCACCACCACCGGCACCACCACCGGCACCGCGUCUGCCCUCAUCCCCUCGGCCCACACGGCCUUCGUCAGCGCCUCGGCUUCGCUCGCCGCGUCUCAACACCCGGCACCGCCUCCUCCACCGCCUCCUCCACCGCCUCCUCCACCGCCUCCACCGCCUCCGCCGCCGCCACCGACGUCGUCCACCACCGUCCCGGCUGCCUCCUCCUCCUCCUCCUCCUCCGCCGGAGCGGCUUCGGUGAAUCUCGGCACGCCGGCGAGGCGUCCGGCGGGCGGUGAUGGAGGUGGAGGCGGUGGUGGAGGCGGUGGAGGCAGUGGAGGCGGUGUUGGAGGCGGUGGAGGCGGAGGCGGUGGAGGCGGGGAGAGGGCGGGCGGAGAGCAGCAGUUGCCCUCGGUGAGCGACGCUCGGAGCGAUCUGCUGGCCGCCAUCCGCAUGGGUAUCCAGCUACGCAAGGUGCAGGAGCUGCGUGAGUUGGAGGCUCACCGCCGAGACCCCGGCGCCAACGACGUCGCCACCAUCCUGAGCCGACGCAUCGCCGUGGAAUACAGCGACUCGGACGACGACUCCGAGUUGGACAACGACGAGUGGUCCGACUGAGGAGACAGACAGGCGACUGAGCAGACAGACAGGCAACAGAGCAGACAGACGGGCGACUCGGACGACGACUCCGAGUUGGACAACGACGAGUGGUCCGACUGAGCAGACAGACAGG
Petromyzon marinus (sea lamprey) is the source of this 751-nucleotide messenger RNA. RefSeq lists its product as uncharacterized. Gene Ontology annotation, molecular function: actin binding; Arp2/3 complex binding; protein kinase A regulatory subunit binding. Gene Ontology annotation, biological process: actin cytoskeleton organization; positive regulation of Arp2/3 complex-mediated actin nucleation. Lineage: Eukaryota; Metazoa; Chordata; Hyperoartia; Petromyzontiformes; Petromyzontidae. The record is from RefSeq and is a predicted model, not a curated record. Gene Ontology annotation, cellular component: SCAR complex; cytoskeleton.